Messenger RNA from Salvia miltiorrhiza (redroot sage), 943 nucleotides. RefSeq names its product metallothionein-like protein type 2. Lineage: Eukaryota; Viridiplantae; Streptophyta; Magnoliopsida; Lamiales; Lamiaceae. Gene Ontology annotation, molecular function: metal ion binding. Bases 362 to 601 code for a protein of 79 amino acids. The transcript is spliced from 3 exons. The record is from RefSeq and is a predicted model, not a curated record.
UAUGCAGGUAGAGAAGAAGACAAGAAUCAGUUGUGACGUUGAUGAUUAUCAUGAAUUCAAUUAAUUUGGUUUGUUAUCAAAGAUGAAUUGCGGCAUACCAUUUUCCUUCUUCCUCUUCCUCUUCCUCUCAACAGUAACCAUUGAUAGCGACCGAUACGUGGAGCGUGGUAUGGCGGGUGCAGGCGUGGGCCGAGUUUCGGGACCACGACCUUGCCACGUGUACGGUGGAUCUCCACCGCCCCCGACUCCCCCUCCCCUAUAAAUCCCCCUCUUCCACUUCCCUCAUCAUCAUCAACUCAUUUUUCUCUCUCUCACAAAUCUCCCCUUUUAUUCCCCUUUCCCAUUCAAUCAACCAACAAUCAUGUCUUGCUGCGGAGGAAACUGUGGCUGUGGAUCUAGCUGCGGCUGCGGCAGCGGCUGCAGCGGCUGCAAGAUGCACGCUGACUUGAGCUACUCGGAGGCCGCCGCCGCCACUCAGACCUUGGUUCUCGGCGUUGCCCCCCAAAAGACAUAUUUUGAUGGGGAGUCUGCAGAGGUGGGUGCUGAGAACGGCUGCAAGUGCGGAGAUAACUGCACCUGCAAUCCAUGCAACUGCAAAUGAAGUUAAAAACAGAGCGACGAAGCAGAGAUGAUGAAGACGAUAUUGGUGAUAUUAAAUUAGUAUAUAUGCAUUAUAUUUUAACUUUGUGUCUGUGUCUAAAAUGAGGAACAGGAUUGUGUGAGGUGCUAUCAUCAUCAUCAUCGUGAUGGUGGUGAGCCUCAGUUUAAUAAUCUUGUGUCCCUUUUUUGUAAUAAAAGUAGCCAAUAUUCUUGAUUGAAGUUGGCUGCUUUUGAGUCUCUGUUUUUGAGUCUUAGUGUUGCCAUCUCUGCUGUUUGUUGUGCAUCUAAUUGUAUGGGAAGAGUUGAGUUUGGAUUAAACUAAUCAAAACUCUGAUUUCUUCUA